Merops nubicus (carmine bee-eater) is the source of this 1143-nucleotide messenger RNA. Its product is annotated as 5'-AMP-activated protein kinase subunit gamma-3-like. The transcript has 10 exons. The coding region runs from base 172 to 1089 and encodes 305 amino acids. The record is from RefSeq and is a predicted model, not a curated record. Lineage: Eukaryota; Metazoa; Chordata; Aves; Coraciiformes; Meropidae.
CCUACAGGGUUCCCAGAGGCCCUGUGCCUCAGGAAGGAUGGGGAGAAGGAGAAAGAGGAGGAGGCAGAGUACAGGCAGAGGAGGCCAAGACCCGUCACCUUCACAUUGGGCAAUGAGAUCCUGGGGCUGGGCCCAGAGACUGAGUUUCAAAGCCCUGACGCUGAGGUCUACAUGCAUUUCAUGAGGAGCCACUGCUGCUACGACGCCAUCCCCACCAGCUGCAAGCUCGUCGUCUUUGACAUCUCCUUGGAGAUCAAAAAAGCCUUCGUGGCACUGGUGGCCAACGGGGUGCGUGCUGCCCCGCUCUGGGACAGCAAGACACAGAGCUUUGUGGGGAUGCUCACCAUCACCGACUUCAUCAACAUCCUCCACCGCUACUACCGCUCGCCCCUGGUUCAGAUCUACGAGGUGGAGGAGCACAAGAUUGAGACCUGGAGAGAGGUGUACCUGCAGGGCUCCUUCAAGCCACUGGUCUACAUCUCCCCGAGUGAUAGCCUCUUCGAUGCUGUCUACUCCCUGAUCAAGCACAAGAUCCACCGCUUACCCGUCAUCGAGCCCAUCUCGGGCAACGUCCUGCACAUCCUGACGCACAAGCGCAUCCUCAAGUUCCUCCACAUCUUUGGCUCCACCGUCCCCAAGCCACGCUUCCUGAAGAAAACGGUGCAGGAGCUGUGCAUCGGCACCUUCCGUGACGUGGCUGUCGUGCCCGAGACCGCGCCCGUCUACACCGCCCUGGAGAUCUUCGUGGACCGACGUGUUUCCGCCCUGCCUGUCAUCAACGAUGCCGGGCAAGUGGUUGGCCUCUACUCCCGGUUUGAUGUCAUUCACCUGGCGGCCCAGAAGACCUACAACAACCUGGACAUCAGCGUGCGGGAGGCACUGCAGCAGCGCACCAUCUGCCUGGAGGGGGUCCUCACCUGCUACCCCCACGAAACCAUGGAGGACAUCAUUGACCGUAUCGCCAAGGCGCAGGUCCAUCGCCUUGUUCUGGUGGACGAGAACCAGUACCCGCGGGGCAUCGUCUCCCUCUCCGACAUCCUCCAGGCCCUUGUGCUCACUCCCGCAGGUAUCGAUGCUCUUAACUCUUAGCCCGCACCGCUCCAUCUUUCUCCACUUGCACCUUCUGUUUCUCUCCACUUCAGG